AGGGUAGUUGUUUCUGAUUUUUACAUAGGAGCUUUUCAUUACAUAGACGAGAACAAGACCAAACCCCUACAUCUUCCUGUCACGAACUGCAUGAAAUCUUCCUAUCUUCUAGACUUUUUGUCUGUCUACUUCUACUUGUGAACAACAUCUUUAUCAAGAUCAGCAACGUCGACAUCUUCAAUACCAGUAAAGACUCAAAGUAGAGGACUAACACACAAUCACAAACGAACAGAAUGCCAUCAUCCGCCUUCAUUUCGAGUGCACCCAGUAGCACUACCUUUCCUGGGCCCCUUACUACUUCUAGGGCUACCGUAAGCACAGACCCACUUCAUCCUGACGCUACAUUCGCGGAUCCUGGUGAGCUGCGCGCUUCGGUCAUCAAUUCUCUUGAACGGCAGGCUGAUGCCGCACGCUACGAGGCGCAGUUAUGACUACAAGUGAAAUCCGUGAAGAUAAAAUAAUGUUCUUUCGACAGAAUAUCCAAGAUUUGACGUAGUGAAAUCCGUGAAGAUAAAAUAAUGUUCUUUCGACUUGGGAUCCAUGAUUUGAGGUGGUGAUGGAGCUUACAUUAGAUCCACAGGCACAGAGCUGCUUGUUUAAUACAGCUUCUUCCACCUUAGCCUCAUGCUCAUGACUACUCGGGAGGACGUGGUGAUGAUGAUGAUGAGCAUCAUGAUGGGGAUCAUCAUGAGGAUCAUCAUGAAGAUUAUCAUGGGGAUCAUCAUCAUGGGGAUCAUCAUGAGGAUCAUCAUGAAGAUCAUCACCAUGAGGAUCAUCAUGAAGAUCAUCGUGAGGAUCAUCAUCACCAUCAUCAUGACGAUCAUCAUUUCACUUCGACGAAGGUUCUCAUUCUAAUUCCCGCCCAAGACGAUGCUGGGGCAACGGCAGUUUCCUCCGCUUCGAGUGCCGUCUCCUUUGCGUUACCUGGUUCGAUUACGCCAGGUGCUCAAACUCCUGGCUUGAUUAGCAUGUUAACUCCUGGAAUGACCGGAGAUAGCUGCAUCACCUUAUGAGGAUUGUUGUUUGAUUUCCUCGCUGAAGAAGGAAGGUUGCUCAAGUUUUUUCUCCCUAUGUUCGAAUCCUCGUUUUCAGUCUUUCUUAGAGGCUGAGCUUGAUUAGCAUGUUAUUGUUAACUCCUGCUGGAAUGACUUUAUGAUUCAGUCUUUCUCAGUCUUUCUUAGAGGCAAGAAGUCCUUUCAGAAAUGGAAAUCAACUCACAUGAUUAUGCACAAAACCUCUAAUCCAACCUGCACAGGAUGACGGGAUGACGCCUGGCAUUGGUGGAAUGACUCCUGCUUUUGAUGAUAAUGGUAUGCAGACCCCUGGCUUCGAACCUGUACAUGCAUCAGAAAAUCCCUUAGCAGCGUGGCCCAAGAACAACAGUAAUGGAAGGUCGAGGUCCACGCAAAUGCUAAAUAGUAAUAGGAUGGGUUUGGGACGAUUGGGUAACGCCUCUACGUUCUAUAGUAGUUCUCGUUACAACGACGAUAUAACCUAUCCGAACGCCGGUUUCAGACAUGCGGAUUGCAUCUCUACGAUAGAUAGCAGAACCGGAGUGCGGUAUUACAAGUUGGUAGAACCCCAGAAAGAAUUGUGUGAUGCCGAUGCGGUGGUGAGCAAGAGUUGCUUCGCUUAUGAUAAUGUUGACGGUGUUCGGAUUGAUUGAAGAAGACAAAAAGAUUGCAAGACGCUCUUUUUCCAGAAAACAUUGUUGGAAUAAGAGAUGCCAGGUACUGCUAGUACUACUUCACCCUCUAAAAGUUAUGAAAACUCGAUCGUGCGAAGGAGUUCUCACAAUUAGGAAGUUCUGAAAUUUGUAAUUGUAAGAUCUAUGGGUAAGGAACCUUUUUGAAGUGCGUGUCUCUUGACUUACUUGCAUUUCAGAGGUGACUGGGUUGACAGCCAGGCCCUCCCCUGUCAGGCCUUUCUUUUUAGCUCUAGCGAAUUUGUUCGCAGUUAGCUAUGAUUAGGGCUUAAGCCUCGUCUCGUGAGAUCCACUCCCUUGGCGUUAAAUGGAAAUAUAAUGAUGAAUUAUAAUCCUUUACGCGGGUGAAUUGGAACAGAAAGUUGAUCACAGAGACGAGGCCACACGAGGUCAAUGAUCUUGGUAUAUCGUUAUGGGUUUUAGAGGUCUAUACCUUUUGCUUUUCUCCUACCCAAUCACAUCCCUCGAUAUGUUGGUCUAAGAUCUUGUCUUUGGAUCCCAAUACAAGACCCUUUUAGAAGAAAGAAACUCUGGACAACAAUGCAUUGAAGCAAGGUUGUCUGCUUAAAAGAAAAAGAAACGUUUAUGAUCGGAGAUCGUCUUGGCUGGCCGGUUAGGCCGUGUUCGCAAUGAAGAGAAGACAAGUGAGAUCGAGGUUUAUUAUCUUGGCUGGUGUAGGUUUGGCGAUAAUGGAAACUCGAUCGCGCGAAGGAGUUCUCACAAUUAGGAAGUUCUGAAAUUUGUAAUUGUAAGAUCUAUGGGUAAGGAACCUUUUUGAAGUGCGUGUCUCUUGACUUACUUGCGUUUUUUUUUCCCCCCCUCCUCCCUAGUAGUCUCAUCAUGCCGGGACGCUGGGAGCGGUUAUCAACCUUUGGCGAAACGUUCGACGUACCUCAUCGCUUACCUUUACAGGAGCAGGUAAGAACGUGGCGCUCGUCCGCAGCCUCUCUCUCUUCUUCGCAGUCUAAUGUGGCAGCUCAAGUCCCUUCCAUGGCGCCAACGGUUUCGCAAGAGGUAGACUUAAGCCUUUUCUCUACCGGACCACAGGCCGACGGAAUGGACUCGCAGCACUUGUUUCAACCGCUCCAAGGAGAAGACACUGAGACUGCAGACUCUUAUGUCACCGGAGUGGAGAAUAGCCCAAUUAUAGAUGCCACCUAUAAUGCAGUGGAAGACUCUCUCAAUCAACAAGAAACUCCCUUACAGGCUCUAUUGCAAGAAGAUGGCUUGCAGGAGCACCCGGUGACAUCUCAGCCUCAAAAUUUCGGAGAGGCGCUAGUAGCGACCAGCAGCUCAUCGGUGGGAACUUCCACAGGAAGUGCGCGGACAUAUACAAGACCCGGCAGAAACCUGCAGCAGGCUCCAGGAGCAGGGCUGCCAGAGGCGGCAAGACGAACGGGCCUUGGCCAACUCGUGUCAUGGACUCAGGCACUUGCACUGAUAGUGCAAGAAUGUGAACAAAAGCCGCAUUUACUACCGGCCGUCGAGGACCACCCGGUGAAGCCUCCUGCACAAUCGGCAGCGGGAAUCGAUUCAAUGGUGGACAGACUUCUAGAACAUGUGGCCGAUUUUGACAUCAAGGUCAGACUUGCCGGCUCGACUCUUCGAUCAUACAAAUUUGCCUACAAGAAAUAUGUGGAGCUGGCUUGGGCGUUAGAUAGAGACGCUCAUCCUCGUUUCUUGACUCCGAGAAUGGUCCAACUUCUUGCGCAAGUAUUCAUCAAGGCGGCCAGUUUUCAGAAAUCUAAAGCGCAGUACUUGGAGAAUGUGAAAUGUUUUGGGGAUCUAGUGGCGCCACUGUCGGCUUCAGUUAGAAGAACCUUUGCGCAGGCACUUAAGAUCUUCUGGAAGACGAAGCCGCCGACGGACCAGCGAAGAGGGGUGCGCCUUAGCCACCUGUUGAUCCUCAUGUUGCACUUGUUGGAAGACCCGAUGAAGAGAGUGGUUGCCCACGGGAAAAGCUAUUCACUGGAGCGCUUUAUGCAGUUUUGCGUUUUUUGCUGGUUCUUCAUGAUGAGGCUUGAUGAGACUUCUACCUCAACUAGACAGCGCUACAACAACUGGAUUAGGCUGACAGUAAAAUCAGCGAAGAGCAACAACUUUGGCAACACACCACAGACGGUGGAUCUACAGUGUUGCUGCAGCACUGCCCCCACGCUGUUGAGAAGCAGAGUUAAAAUCUGCCCUAGAUGCUGCUGCAGUGAUGAAACCUUCGUCCUCUUUGCGAAUACAAGCCCAGUUGUGUUAGCGGUCCUUCUGGAAGAAAUGCUUGCUUUCGGACACAUUAUCCAGAAAGGUCACCAGUUUCAGGGACCAGAUGGGGUAGGAUCGUCAUCUUCAUCCACUACCAACAGUUCAACUUCGACUAAGCGUGAGUUUAUGUUGCAUUCGCUGAGGAUUGGAGGGGCAAAGUCCGCUGCGGACGGAGGACUCUCCGACGAGGAUAUCCGCGUUGUCGGUCGGUGGGGCUCUCUACAAAGUGUGACAAGGUACGUUGGUGACGCCCGCGCAAUGCCCGACACAGCUGCUAUCGUGUGGCCACUUAGAAGACCAACACUUUUUGGACCAGGGUCAAGCUAUGCAGUGGGACAGAUGACGCCUCUGCAACAAACACAUCAUCCCCAUCCAACCCCUUACUAACCCGUAUAGACAGACUUUCGGUUGCUGUAUUAAUUCGACGUUUCUUCCUUUCGUGUCUAAAUUAAACAGGACUCAUCUCUCUUUCUUUUAUCUCUCUUUCGCAUUUUCUUUUUAUCUCUCUUUCUUUCUUUCGAUCAACAAAAUGGCUGCCCAACUGGACGCGGCACAGCAGGUCGCAGCUCUGCAAGCAAUGCAAGAUGUGAACUUGAAUUUUCAGCGCAACGCAGCUGUGCAUGAAAGCGAAGGUCUUGGGGUGGCGACCGAAGCGCAGAUCACCCAUGUGGCUGACCGUUGCGCAAACUUGAGGACGAAGUGCACACCACAACAAUACCUUUUCAUCCUACGACAGCUGAACGCUAGGACAUAUGACCGGGUGACCAAGCCACCCGCAAACUUGAACUUGCACCCGAUGGCCUUAGUGGCGACUUUCCGUUGUGCCGACACCUUGAACGAUGCACAAGCGAACUCGCUCAUGGAUGCGGUUUCUAAAGCGGUCACAGGGUCCUUUGACCCAAAAUCCGAGGAGAAACGCCUCAGCAUGGAGGCGGUUUACGACAUCUUCAUGACUUCUUUAAAAACAAAUUUGCAGAAUCUGCCGCCAGUGGCAGCAGACCCACCAGAGACCUUCCACCAACGACAGCUGAGCAACUCUUUAAUAUCUAACUUCUUACCAGAUUUUGUGGCGCAAUUGUCGAUUGAAAAACGGAGACUCGAGAUGGAGGAGUCAGCCGCUAAAGCGGUAACAAUGGCUGUCGAGAAGCACUUUAAUGAAAAAUUUGGGGGAAAAAUCAAACAGAUGGAGCAAGAGAUCAGGAACUUGAGAGCUCAGAGGGCCAGGUCUCCCCGGCGAUCUCCAAGCAGAAAAGGAGAUAACAAGAAGGGCGGAAAAGGAGCAUGGAAGCCGCCGAGCGAUCUCGUCUGCUUGAGUUGGAUCGAAGGGAAGUGUACGGGAUCCACCUGUCCAAACGGGAAUUCCCACAGAGGAGAAUUGAAGAAGCUGGAAUUCCUCAAUAAAAGUUAUUUAGGGGGAAAAGUCACACAAGAACAGCUCAAACGCAUAGCAUCAUAGGCGCUCUCUCCCCCCCUUUCGGUAAGAGGUUUACCCCCAUUAAGGCUUACUAGUGUUUGCUUCCUUCUAAUUGUCCCACGCCCUAUAAAGUCCUGUUUAACUAUUUCACCCCAUCCAUAUAAUUGCUUUCGCGUGUAAAUAAUAGAUUGAUUGGCGUGUCCUUAACCUUGCAUCUCGUGACAUACCUUCCUACAAAGUCUACACUCAUACAUUAUGUGCACUUGGAGACGUGUCACUCGACUUACGUCUCCCCACCUCCCCUUUUCCUUAUUGAGCGUCGUCUCCCCUCUACCCCGGAGACUAACGACACUCCCACAUGCAAUUUUUGCCCAAGUUUUUGAAAAAAUGUGCCCCAAAAUCAACAUUGGUGCUACAAGCGCCAUCGCUGCCAAAUUGCAGAAAAGGUUUGGUGUCCGAAACGAAGACUCACACAAACGAGCUUUUGCUCGCUGGCUGGAUCAAAUCGCCAAGUAAAAGAUCAAAACAGACGUGGCAGUCUGGCACAUAAGACCACCUGUCUGGGACCUUAAAAUCUCAUCACUAAAAGCCUACUGGGUGGCAUGAGCCAGCUUUUCUUGACAAAAGCCGGUCCUUAAAAUCCAUCCCUCGCUCUUUUCCCGAACAGGAUAAAGAGACGCAUUUUCUCCUUUGGAGGAUAACACUUUUUCUCAAGCUUCUUUGUGCUGUAGGUCGACGACCAAGAUGUCGCUAAAGAGUAACUCUCCUUCCAACUCCUCGUAUAUUUAUUUGAAAAUUUCCGACUUGCGCUUCUCCCAAAACAAUAUCAAGUCGACUUUUGGUGCGGGCCCAAAUAAAGGAAAGAGCAUUUUCACAGCCUUCAACGAAAUCACAAGAAGGGGCCAACUAGAAGACCAUAAUAUUACUGUCGAAGCAUAUCUCUAUAAAGGUGUUUACCACGUAGUUAACAAUAGAACCAUUGCUGCUUUACGUUCGUUACAAUCACGAAGAGGUUGGCCCAGCCUCUUCGUCAAAACCAAGAUAGUCGACGUAACCACCCAGAUUUGGAGACAUACGACAACGAACGGCGGCAAGUCCAUCGCAGUAAGAAAGUGAGGCGACAAAAGCUCAAUAGAUAUCUCUUUCGGGUCUUUCCUUCUUAAAAGAACAUAAAUAAAAAUGGUGUAUGGCGAAGUCGAGUCGAGAUUCGAGCGCCGUGCUCGCCGACACGACGAUCGGCUGAUGGACCAUGACAUCCAUGUAGCCGAGGAGGCCGUAGAGGCACAACGCCGCAAAGAAGCGCCAAUCUGGAGUGAAAUCUUCUGGGCCAAGGACAGCGGCACCUUGACGUGGGCGGGCGAUUCGUCCGACGAGGAAUCCUGGGACAAUGCGCCCAGACAUCCAGAAGAGGUCUUCGCAGACUGCCCCACGGCAAAGUACUUGAUGAUGGGAGAUCACAUCUCCCCAAUCGAGAAGCCGCUCACCCUUUUGCAGUCCGACCCGGAGCUGUCUGAUGCGUCUGACAGUGAGAACAACCAGGCGCGUCAGACAAAUCAGCUACUGGGAGACCUGCCACUCCCCAGUACAGACUACUCCGUCUUCUCGUCUACAAACAAUAACCUCGCGGGCAGUAGUCAAAGAAGAUCCAAGGCAUCAAACAGCAGUUCCCUGCCCAGCACGGGCUACAGUGUCUUCAACGCUUCGUCGGCCACCUCCUCAAGACCGGCUCACCCUCGACAACAAAGCGGGAACGAGGGGCUGAGCCCUCCAGUUCCACAAUCCUCAAGAAAAAGACAGGCUGUGGACGAUGAUGAACAGAGACUGUUCAAAAAGCGGUCAGUCCCACGUGGUCAGAGCAGUGACCUCGAAUUUCAACAGGAGACGACUCUCCCUAGUUUGCUUACAUCAAGCGGCUCGCCGUGGGAACAACUAGAACGACAUAGAAGAAACAAGCAGCCGGCUCCUAAAGUCGCCGGCAUGAAAGCGAAGGCACUGCUAUCGCGUUUGAAUCACAGGGAACCGCAACAAACUGGCAGGAGCAUGGGGAUCCUAGCAAGCAAAGACGGAGAAGUAGACUACGAUCACAUGCUUCUGGUUGAGGAGAUGAGGCAGUAUGGUGUCUUCUCACUCUUGCCAGAAUACUUCGUGAAUACAAUAAAUUACAUCAAAAGGACCGAAGCAGAGGACAUCGCGGAAGAAUCCAAGCUGAUCGCGAAUUUUCUUCUACAAGUGGCGAGGGACUCUCAAGAAGAAAAUAAGAAGUUCCUCGCGACUUUACCACCGCACUGCAAAGAAGUGUACAAGAAAAAGAGCAUCAUCUUCAUGGACGUUCUGCUCAAGAAAGCAGUGGAGCGGGCCAGCAAGUCUGACCCGAUGACUCGGGCAAACAAAGACAACAUCCUAUCGUGGACAAAACGUUUCUCCUUCGGUGUCCCCAUCGGAGGCGACCUAUCGCCCUGUGGUUUCUGGAAGUUGCUCGAUGCAGAGAUUCCCCGGGCCAAAAAGGACGCGCUUCAAGCCCUCGAAAGCAGGGAGAAGGAUGUCCCAAAAGGGGACCAUUGGGCAUCAGAGGAACAAGUAAAGGAGCUAUGGCGCCAGCGCACGAAGAUGCACGAAAAGGGGCUUUGGCAUCCAAUGCAAAUCUCCGAAUUGACUUCGCUGGGCGCUGCAAAGAGUUUUCCAGUGGAACAAGCGACGAAGACGCGCUGUUGCAUCGAUUUUCGUUCGGCGAACAGGCGCCUCAUCGUGAAAGAGAAGAUGAGAAUCCUAGGCGCCAAAGCGUCCAUGGAGAUGUCUUGUGCUUUCGCUAGCGACAGGCUACAUUGGCGCAGCCGUCCGCUCCUCUUGCAAACAAAGGAGGACGCCAAGGCAGAUGUUCAGACUGAAAAACAGAUUCGGGACACAAUCAUCGCCGACUCGGCAACCUUGGGGGACGAAUUUUGCCAACAAAAUCGCCAAAAAGCAUCUGACCAUCCAGGGGCUUUUGCCUCUGAUUUCGCUUUCAUCCCCUGGUCAGCUAAACGAGACCAAAGUGGCUACUAUUACCAACACGCCGCACAAGUACCAGAAGAAAACGCUAUCUUCAUCGCGGUCCCGGAGAAUGUUCCGAGCAAGGAUCUCGCGCCAGGAACCUUCUCAUCCUGCAGGGACCCGUCGAAACGAAGGUGGCAGCUAGACAAAAGCUGGGUGGCGCUUUUCGGAAGUCUGGCCAGCGUGCAUGAAUGUGUGAUGUCGAGUGAAGUCAUCCAACUCAUCACCCACGCAAUCCUGUUCAUCGCAGCAUGCGUCUACAUCGACGACACCCACGUCCAGUCUAAGCCCAAGGCAUUGCCACCGCAAAUGGCCCUCCUGGAUCUCUUCUUUAGCCUCGCAGGGUGGGAACAGGCCGACGAGAAGAAAGAUCAGCAUCAUCGUUUUCAAAAGACCAUUGUCCUACUUGGCCUGGCGUACGACAUAUCUCAGGAGCAAAAGCUCCUUGUUAUCCCAGACAAGGAUAAGAUCCUAAAGUGCAAAAAGGACGGCUAUCGCCUAAUUGAGCAGUUUGUGGAGCUGCGAGUUGAACUGGCGCUCUUGUUGACUUUUCGAGGCUUAUAUCGCCAUGUCACUCAGCUGGACCGGGUCAAACUCUUCUAUGCCCGUUCUAUUGACUCCUUCGCGAGCGAUUUCGACAAUCAGAAGACGAGCCGCCCCGGCAGAAGAAGAGCUUUCAGCGGGGUCCAGAUCAUGGUCUGGGCCCUGGACCACAUUCGUCCCUUUCAAAUCACAACUGGCAGAAUGGACCGCGACAUAGUGCACGGCUACACGGACGCGGCUGGCGAGAACUUCCCGUUGUUAAACGAGAAGUUGCAAAGGGGAGAAUUGGAAAAUCUAGAGGAGCAUAGGCUCAAAAUAGGAGGAUACUUGGCUUGUCCAACGGGGCACUUUCGCUCUUCAAUAGCAAUUUCCAAGUUACCGGCUUUCUUCAAGAAUGAAAAGAUCCACAUAGGCAUCCUCGAAGCGUUAGCAGCAAACGUGGCCCAAAAGCUGUGGCUUCAUUUGAUACAGGACAAGCAACUCAUUUUACACCUGGAUAAUUUGGGGGACGUCUAUGGAGUCGCAGCCAAUAGCUGCAAAUGCAGCAGAACGCAAGCGAUUAGCCACUCUUUCCACCGCUUCUCGCAGCAGAAUAAUUUAGACUGCUACGUGACUUGGAUUUGUACUAGGAGAAACAUAUCUGAUCCCCUCACGAGAGAAGAAAGAGAAGCUAUUCUUAAAGAAUUUUUCGCCAAAGCAAUGGUAAUCCAAGUAGACGAAUCCUAUCUGACUCAGAACCCUAAACUGUGGGGCUUUAUCGCUUCCGCAAACAUCCCCAUGCAAAUACACAUCCUCUUCUCUUUUUUUAGACUCAUUCUCUUCAGUUUCCACAAGGGUUUAAGCCCUCUCAUUCAUGCAGAUACCCUAGUAGGCCCUAAGGGACCUACGAAAAUGUCCUUAAAACAAUCCACUGGUAGGCUCACGACACUUUCUCCUUUUUCCCAUUAUACAUGUCCGUGGUACUACUACCUUUUUGGCCGGGCAUCGCCAAUGCUCGGUCAAUGAUCUUGAUAUAUCGUUAUGGGUUUUAGAGGUCUAUACCUUUUGCUUUUCUCCUACCCAAUCACAUCCCUCGAUAUGUUGGUCUAAGAUCUUGUCUUUGGAUCCCAAUACAAGAUCCUUUUAGAAGAAAGAAACUCUGGACAACAAUGCAUUGAAACAAGGUUGUCUGCUUAAAAGAAAAAGCAACGUUUAUGAUCGGAGAUCGUCUUGGCUGGCCGGUUAGGCCGUGUUCGCAAUGAAGAGAAGACAAGUGAGAUCGAGGUUUAUUAUCUUGGCUGGUGUAGGUUUGGCGAUAAUUGUGACUACUUAUCAUGGUUCUUGUUGAGCCAACUAGUAAGGCCCCACUCUCUCUUUCGCCCAUGCCCAUUCCCCUUCAUAGAAAAACAACUUCUGCCACUGCCUCGUCCAGUUCCAUGACAACGUCCAGUUCCCCAAUAAAAAGUCAUGUCGAGUGGACAUCAAGGGUCGAGUUACCACCUGUAGUUUUCCCGUAUAACUCAGCAUUAGAAGCGAUCAAACUACUGCUAGGAGGGGGAGGAGGCUCUUCUUGUGGAGGCUCUUCUUCUGGUACCGCUGCCUCCAGUAGUACAACUACAGGUUCUACUUUUUCCAAUAGUAAAACUACAACUACGACGAGUAGUACGACUACAACUUCUACCGCGAGCUCGACGAAGAGCAACAAGGUACUUGAUCAUGGCUGUAAUACCGAUAACAAGGGCCGCACAUCAGCGACAGGAACUGACCAAGACCCAGCACCAGCGGACAUGAUCAGGCUCUUUCUACCUACAUUAAGACUCACCAUGAUUCAUUUUUAGCAGCAUCUUUGGCCCCUUUUCUACGGGUUGUAAACACGAGGACGAUGGUGCGCUUAAAGAUGAAUAUAUGUCGUGAGGUCUAACUACACCAGCGCAUUCUUUUGCCUAUCGGAUGGUUUGCCUUGCCAAAUUUGGAAGAAUGUUAACACAUCGAUUGGAGCGUGUUGGUGCUUUGGUUGUUAAGGCCUCAACAUAAUGUGUUUUUAGAAGUAGUGGUAGUUUCUAAAAGAUCAAGAUUUUGCCCAUAAUUUUGACUCUACCACUCACUAGUACAAGUCAAAAGUGGAUUCAGAGAUGCAUUGUAGAAACGAAGACCCGGUGCAUUCAGUUCUCGUUUUAUUUAGCAGUAUAUCCUGGAUGACCAACUACAUCCAGUUCAUCUCGUUCUUUGAUUUAUAUGUAACAGUAAGUUCGAGUUUGUUUUUACUUUGGAUCCACCAUUCGACAAGCUGGAACCGCAUUCGACAAGAAUCUCACUUUUUCUAAUUCCAGCGAUCACCCAACAUCCACAGCCCAGCAAAGUCCGGCUCUCUCAAGUAACGACUUAGGUGGAGCAAAGCGCAGUCAGUUCGAGGAGACUCCAGGUAGUGCUUGUUCGUUAGGGCUACUACACGAAAUCCAUCUUCACAGGCAUUGUGAGACCGUUCCCAAGGGGAAAAAGGUUCUAGGGUGCGUCUCAAGAUGGAUUUCGCUGAGGUCUAAGCUCGGCUUCGUGUGGCUUCUUAACUCCUGCAAUGGAUGGAGAUGCGAUGGAUCACAGCAGCACGCCAGCUCCGCCUGCGACUACGCCGUUUGAUUGCACAGCCUACGUUGUGAAGCAAUGGCCAACGAUAGGUCGGAAGUCUUGGUGCCCCAACAUGUGUGACCCGAGUGGCGCACCCAUUCGGUCUGAGGCAGACUGGCUGUUAAUACGCAACACGUUGCAAAAUUAAGUGUGCUGGGUCUUAGGUUCGUUUUCCUGCUGCCGUUAGUUUGCCUCUCUUUGGAUUCUUCUGGUAUUCGGUAGCCUCCUUUUGAAUGAUCAUAGGGGAAACAAGAAGAGAAUUAUCCUUGUGCUCAGAUUCAGGCCACCAAAUGCCGGAGCAGUUCCCUCUUAUUCUUCAGGAUGAACUGAAGCUGAGCAACAUAACUAACGGGGAAGGCUAACAAACACCUCCGAACAAGCCCUCCCUCUAACACAACUUCAGUAAUGAGAACGAUUUGUAUCGAGCUGGUGCACACCCCGUGCAACAAAUGAAGCAACAUACUAAUGUUCGAGGAUCAUGGAUAACAACCUCACGAAAUCGUGAUGACAGGUCCUUCGACACGCAGAACCACAUGACCUACCAGCAACAGCAAAGCCAAUUACCGCGGUCCUCCGGGAGACAAUUUUUAGCACAACAAGGAGGUCGUGCUGCUGCUGACAACCACAAUCUACUUUUAAGGCUGUACGUAAUACAUCUUUGGACGCAUCCUUGAGACGUAUGGAGGAGUAUCCACCUAAGGGAAUAAUGCUCUCCCAUAGUACUUUUCAAGGAUGCACUUGAAAAAUGAACUACGGACAGCUCUAAUACUUCAACACGGACAUCAUCGAAACCAAAUGCAGUGUGGGUGUGCGAUUCAACCUGUAGUGAGUGAUAAUCUGUGUAAGGGAGCGAUACGACGUCUAGCUAGACGUGGCGGCGUGAAACGACUGUCAUCACGCAUCUACGCAGAAGCUCGAUACUCGUUUCAGCUAUUUUUUUAUGGCAAAGGCAGCUCCAACAAGUCCAACAUUUUUAAAUACAUGAUCAUAGUAAUAGUGUACUAUAGAUGAGGCAAUAUUUAUAGUACAUAGUAAUAGUGUAUACGUAUUACAGAGGCUGCAGCUUCCAGCAGUCCAACAUAUAUUUCGCAGCAGUGCUGUACAAAAUUCCUUCACCACCUCUUAUUAUUGUAUGGUUCUGGUAUUUGGUAACCUGAAUUUGAUCCUAAGGGUUCUCUUCUUGUUUUCCCUUAGGAUCAAACUCAGGCUACCAAAUACCAGAACCAUCCAAUUAUCUUGAACUUGAACAUUACCCGACGAGCCCGACUUGAACACUUUUACCCAUUGUCCACUACAACCUUUUCCUUUAGCUCCGCUAACGAGGAGAGAAGUUAGUGGAGACGUCUUACAUCUACUGUGUGCAUCGGCAGAGACACACGGUUCGCGCAGCUGACGUCGUCCGUGCCUGCAAACACGUGGGCAGGAAUAUCUAUGGGAUUCGAACGUAACAUGUUCUUGGAGACUUCUUGAAGACGAGCAAUAUGAAUAUAUUCUAUAUUAAUGAUACUCUAAGUACGUACGAGCAAUAUGAAUAUAUUCUAUAAUCUACGUGUUCGAUUCCCACGUACUCAUUGUGAUAACAUGUCGAAAUGAGUUUGAGACCUCCGAUGAGAUCGCGGGGACAAAAAUCAGGUUGUAGCAGAGUUCUUGAAGACGAGCAAAAUAAUCUACGUGUUCGAUUCCCACGUACUAGAGAAAAUGAGGUCGUACUUUAUUUUACCUUGUCCUCAUUGUGAAGCUGGCGUUAGGGGUACGUAGACAUGAGUUUGAUGACUUAAUAUUCCCGACCUCUGAUGAGAUCACGAGGACAAAAAUCAGGUUGUAGCAGAGAUAGUUCUUAUGAUCACACACGAGGACCCAAAGAUGAAGGAUAAGCACCUUACACACAUAGAGAAUAAUCAAAAGUUUGACUCGAGUAUAUCAUUGAACUACCCAUUCCCAACGUUUUGACCCUGAACAAGCAUCAAGACAAUAACGAUUACAACCAAGAAGGCACGAAAAGUCUGGUUUGAUGUUGUUAU
Molecule: messenger RNA, 13567 nt
Organism: Amoebophrya sp. A25
Lineage: Eukaryota; Dinophyceae; Syndiniales; Amoebophryaceae
Source: the annotation of a GenBank genome assembly